UCAGGAUAAAAUCGAUCGAAAUUCAACUCCUGAAUCGAUAACUGACGAAUUCGUAGUAAGCGAGUUUGUUAGUUUUUCGUUUUUCAUCAAAAAAUGGCCGGAAAUGAGUGGAUCAAUGGUUAUUUGGAGGCCAUUUUGGAUAGUAAAGCUUCGAAUAUAGAUGAUCAUCAUGUGAAUUUGCGAGAAGGAGACCAUUUUAAUCCGACAAAGUAUUUUGUUGAAGAAGUUGUGACGGGAGUCGACGAGACUGAUUUGCACCGGACAUGGAUCAAAGUGGUGGCUACUCGAAACACCAGAGAACGAACCUCGAGACUCGAGAAUAUGUGCUGGAGAAUUUGGCAUCUGACUCGCAAGAAGAAGCAGUUGGACUGGGAAGAUAUCCAACGGAUGACAAAGAGGAGGUUGGAGCGAGAACAAGGACGCAGGGAUGUGGGAGAAGACAUAUCCGAAGACUUGUCCGAAGAAGAGAAAGGAGAUAUCCUUGGCGAUUCCCUAGCACCAGAAAGCCCGAGGAAAACUCCCCAACAAAAUGUCUCCAACUUCGAAAUUUGGUCGGAUGAUAAGAAGGAGAAGAAGCUUUACAUUAUCCUUAUCAGUUUGCACGGUUUGGUUCGUGGAGAUAACAUGGAGCUUGGUCGUGAUUCUGAUACAGGUGGUCAGAUCAAGUAUGUUGUAGAGCUUGCUGCAGCACUUGCUAAGAUGCCAGGAGUGUAUCGAGUGGAUCUUUUUACACGUCAAGUAUCUUCCCCUGAAGUAGAUUGGAGCUACGGAGAGCCCACCGAGAUGCUCACCGCUGGUUCCGACGACCCUGACGCUGCUGAUGUAGGAGAGAGCAGUGGCGCUUAUAUUAUACGGAUACCAUUUGGCCCUCGUGACAAAUACCUUCGGAAGGAGUUACUUUGGCCUCAUAUCCAAGAAUUUGUAGAUGGAGCUCUAGUGCAUGUUCUUAACAUGUCCAAAGUUUUGGGUGAGCAAAUCGGUGGAGGGCAGCCAAUUUGGCCGUUCGUGAUUCAUGGCCAUUAUGCCGAUGCUGGGGAUAGUGCAGCUCUCCUUUCGGGUGCUCUUAACGUUCCCAUGGUUUUAACGGGCCACUCCCUUGGUAGAAACAAGCUAGAACAGCUUCUUAAGCAAGGUAGGCAGUCAAAAGAAGAUAUUAAUUCGACUUACAAGAUUAUGAGGAGGAUAGAAGCCGAAGAACUUUCAUUAGAUGCAGCUGAACUUGUCAUUACUAGCACUAAACAAGAAAUUGAUGAACAGUGGGGAUUAUAUGAUGGGUUCGAUGUCAAACUUGAGAAAGUUUUACGGGCUCGUGCUAGACAGGGUGUUGAUUGUCAUGGCCGCUUUAUGCCAAGGAUGGCGGUUAUUCCUCCUGGCAUGGACUUCAGCCAUGUCAUCAAAGAAGCUGAUGAGGCCGAUGGGGAUCUGUCAUCACUAACUAAUUCAGACGGGGCUUCUCCAAAGGCUAUGCCAGCAAUAUGGUCGGAAGUGAUGCGUUUUUUGACAAAUCCACACAAGCCAAUGAUUUUGGCCUUGUCGAGACCAGAUCCGAAGAAAAACAUUACUACGCUCUUAAAAGCUUUCGGUGAAUGUCACCCUUUACGAGAGCUUGCUAAUCUUACACUUAUAAUGGGCAAUAGAGAUGAUAUAGAUGAGAUGUCUGCUGGGAAUGCAAGUGUGUUCACAACCGUACUAAAACUGGUGGACAGAUAUGAUCUUUACGGGCAAGUGGCAUUCCCUAAACAUCAUACGCAAAAUGAUGUACCAGAAAUCUACCGCCUUGCAGCCAAAACGAAGGGUGUUUUUAUAAAUCCAGCUUUGGUCGAACCUUUUGGACUUACAUUGAUAGAGGCAGCAGCUCAUGGGCUUCCUAUGGUAGCAACUAAAAACGGGGGACCCGUGGACAUUCACAGGGCAUUGAACAACGGGCUUCUCAUAGACCCUCAUGAUCAGCAAGCGAUAGCUAGUGCUCUGCUUAAGCUAGUAUCGGAGAAGAACUUAUGGUCGGAGUGCCAGAAAAACGGUUGGAAAAACAUACACCUUUUCUCUUGGCCUGAACAUUGUCGCACAUAUCUAACAAGGGUGGUCGCUUGUCGAAUGAGACAUCCUAUGUGGAAAACCGACAUGCAUGCAGAUGAAAUGCCAACCGAAGGGUCUUUAAACGACUCACUUAGAGAUUUCCAAGAUGCAUCGUUACGCCUUUCUAUUGAUGGAGAUAAAUCUUCUUCAAUUAACGGCUCAUUAGAUGGAGGGACCGAUGUUCAAGACCAAGUGAGACGGGUGAUGAGCAAGAUCAAGAAACCGGAACCCGUGGAGAAGGCAGAUAAUAGCAGUAACAACGGGCCUAGCAAAUAUCCGAUGUUAAGGAAGAGGCAAAAGUUGAUUGUUAUCGCACUUGAUUGUUAUGAUAACAAUGGAGCUCCUGAUAAGGGAAUGAUUGGAAUGCUGCAAGAGACAUUCAAGGCGGUUAAACUAGACUCACAAAUGGCAAGAACUACCGGUUUUGCCAUGUCGACAGCGAUGUCAUUAUCGGAGUUGCUGGAUUUCCUAAGAAACGAGCAGAUCAAGGUGAAUGAGUUUGAUGCAUUGGUUUGCAGCAGCGGGAGUGAAGUUUAUUAUCCGGGCACUUAUGAAGAAGGCGGUAAACUGACUUCGGAUCCUGAUUAUACUGCACAUAUUGAAUAUAGAUGGGGUUCAGAUGGUUUAAAGAAAACCAUUUGGAAGUUGAUGAAUAUGGAUGGCGGAGAAGGAACGUCUGGCAAACAGUUGAAAGUGAUCGAAGAAGAUGCAAGAUCGAGCAAUUCUCACUGCCUGUCAUACAUGAUAAAAGACGUCAAAAAGGCAAAAAAAGUAGAUGAUUUGAGACAGAAACUUAGAAUGCGUGGUCUGCGGUGCCAUCCGAUGUACUGCAGAAACUCGACAAGAUUGCAAUUAGUUCCUCUUUUCGCUUCUCGAUCACAGGCUCUCAGGUAUUUUUUCGUGCGCUGGAGAUUGAACGUUGCUAAUAUCUACGUAAUCCUUGGGGAAACCGGUGAUACAGAUUAUGAAGAACUUAUUUCAGGCACCCACAAGACACUUAUCAUGAAAGGAUCCGUAAAAAAAGGAUCCGAAGAGUUGCUGAGAACAUCCGGAAGCUAUUUGAAAGACGAUAUUGUUCCUGGAGAGAGCCCACUGAUUGCUUAUGUUAAUACACCACCAAAAGCACAGGAGAUUGCUAAUGCCUUGAACAAGGUUUCUGUAGCUGCUUCAUGAAUCCUACCAUACCCUGCAAUUAUGUUUUUAAGCAUUCAUUUUUAACCCCAACCGCGAUCAACGGUUAUUAGAAGCAUCUCAUAAACCAUAGCUGUGAGUUUUGCUUCUGUUGUUAAGUAUUGCAUACUGGAACAUUUUACCAUUCAGCUAUAUGUAUAAAAUAUGUAUGUAUAUGUGUACGGGAUAUAUAUACUACACACAAGAACAGAUUGUUGCAUACGGGUUGGUCAGCAUGAAAAGGG
This is a messenger RNA of Cynara cardunculus var. scolymus (artichoke), 3491 nucleotides long. Its product is annotated as probable sucrose-phosphate synthase 2. Bases 94 to 3249 code for a protein of 1051 amino acids. The record is from RefSeq and is a predicted model, not a curated record. The transcript is spliced from 12 exons. Lineage: Eukaryota; Viridiplantae; Streptophyta; Magnoliopsida; Asterales; Asteraceae. Gene Ontology annotation, biological process: sucrose metabolic process. Gene Ontology annotation, molecular function: sucrose synthase activity; sucrose-phosphate synthase activity.